GAGUUAUAAUAUCAAGUUCAGUUUAGCAUCUGAAGUGCUUGUCGAUCGAUUUCGUGUUGAGUUGGAUAGUGAGCUUAAACCUCCUGUGAACUGGAAUGACUCCAUACUUUUCAUGGAGACCUCCAUCGACUUCAGUGCCUUGAUCAUUAAGACCAAUGUAUCGGGGAUUGUCAGACUCAUUCCUUCUCUAGCUUUUGAGUAUCCUGGAGUCCCACUAUUGAUAUUUGCUUUAAAAGUCGUGAAGCCUGGUUAUCUGGGCUUCCUCAGUUGCAAAUACAGACUUUGUUAUGCUCUUGCGCCGGUUGAUAAAAUGCCCAAUCAUGAUUAUUUGACUGAAGAAGCCCAAAAGAUUGGGUUUUGGAGCGAUUUUGGGAGAACACACACGGCAAUAGUUCCCCCUCUCCCCACCCUGCCUCCGGAGCCAUACAACAAGGAUGAUGAUGAUGAAGAUGAGAAUAUGGACAUGUUACACGAUUAUGUAUUACUUUAA
Messenger RNA from Spodoptera litura, 490 nucleotides. RefSeq lists its product as uncharacterized. The record is from RefSeq and is a predicted model, not a curated record. NCBI's taxonomy places the organism in Eukaryota, Metazoa, Arthropoda, Insecta, Lepidoptera, Noctuidae.